Molecule: messenger RNA, 4685 nt
Organism: Thamnophis elegans (Western terrestrial garter snake)
Lineage: Eukaryota; Metazoa; Chordata; Lepidosauria; Squamata; Natricidae
Gene: RDH10
Product: retinol dehydrogenase 10
Exons: 7
Coding region: 2556-3584 (342 amino acids)
Cellular component (GO): lipid droplet
Molecular function (GO): oxidoreductase activity, acting on the CH-OH group of donors, NAD or NADP as acceptor
Source: RefSeq, a predicted model, not a curated record
AGCUUGGGGAAAAUAUUAGUGCUGAAACGAACGCGGAAGCUGUCGUGACUCCUUCAAAUGGUGAAAGAUUUUUUUUCAUGAUUUCGUUUUUAUUGCCAAUUAGGGUAGGCGAUAAGAAGGGAUGGUGACAUUUAACGGCAAUCAAACAGUGUCGUCUAGAUAUAAAUGACGUCUUUAUGAAUACACUACAGUAUGCCGUCCUUACUGUAUAUAUAACCCAGGCUGGUUAAGUGGGGCUUUCUCCUAAAGCUUUUCCCAAGUGCCUUUUUCACUAGACUACUUUAUGGAAAUUGGAAUACUUCGUGGGGAUCAUAUCACAUUACAAAGAUUUACAUUUUAUUCUAUUUACUCCAUAUAAAUUUCAAUGUCCCUGUACGAAGAGCAGCACGUGGCUGGAUUUGAAAGUGUCUGGUUUGUGUAGCCUUUGGAUGAAAGAUUGGCUGAAGUUUGGUAAAGGCAAUCAUCUUUCAUUUUACUGUGAAGAAAACUCUGCAGACUGUCCAUCGUGUCAUCGGAAAUCAAGCUCGACUUGAAAGAUGCUGUAGUUUACAGUAAAUCCUGUUCAUUAUGAGUACAAUGGGUAAACUGAAUCCGGAGCAUUGGAAAGCCUAAAAAACGAGAGAAAAGCCAAAUGCUUAUGUAAAACUAUAUCCCCCAGCAUACAUUUCAAUCCUAGGAGGGCAAAGAGAAAAAAAAUGGAGUUACAACAUGCUGCGGGAGCAAGUCUUUCUACACAGAGGCAUGCAUCCAGGUGCAUUCUGAAGUUACUUCAUUGGCCGGUUAGGAAUUUUGGUGUCUGUAGAUCACCUCCUUAACUUCAGCCUUCCCAAUCCAGCUGAAUGUGAGCGGUGUGGCGUCACACACUCGUACAGAAAUCCUUUCUGAACUUGAUCUUUCCCAAUGUAUGCGUUAUCUCGCCAGUAAAUUCCAUGGGAAAUCACAGCUUUGCAGAUGUCGAUAAAGUUUAUGUGGGAUAAAUCAACUUUAAAUGUCCUCCAACUAAUUUGGGACCGCUUUGUGGAUCGGAUCGAUCAGAUCUCCGGUUAUUGGGGAUGAUGAUGAUGAUGGGGGGGGGGGAGGAAUUGCACAUAGAGGUGGUACUGCGGACUAGACGACGGAAGCGGUUUCAGGUAGAAAGCAGCGCGCCUCUCUUUUGCUCCAAUUUGCAGAGUUUUCGCCACUUGUAAAGAAAAUUAGGAGUUCCACUCAAUAAUGUUCCCGAUUCACAUUGUUUCCGGCAGGGUUAGUCUGUUACAGGAAAACAGCAGUCUCGAGCUACUUUUAAAAACCCAUUCGUUUUGUUCUGGAAUCAGAAUAAAAGUGUGAGGUACGUUUCUGCGAUGGUAACUUUUGUUCAAAGAAUUCUUGAUCGAUUUACAGAUCACGCUAAACUAACUCCCGGUUCCUCUUUGUAUACAUUGUAAGUAUUGCGUGAAUUCAGCCACGGGGACUUCUACUCCCGGGUUAUACCAAGGUUCAUGGUGCUGUACUCAGGUGCCUGUUGACUGAAAUGGGACGCGCGCCUGGGCUUGUUCGCCCACUCCUGGGCCGAGUCCGUGGACGCCGGCAAACAAAAAGAAAAAGCCGCGAGGUGUUCCCCCACCCCACCCUCGGCGGUGGCUGGUAGGGAAGGUCCCGUGGCGGACUUGUCUCUUCGGUCCAGUCCGGGCCGUCCGCCAAAUUGCGAGGGUGGCGCUGUUGGGCGAAAAUGUGUGGGGAGAAACGGUUCGGAAUGCAAAGUGGGCGACGAGGAGGAGGGGCCGGGCUGCGAAGCGCAGACGGAGGGGGGCUUGGGGCGGGCUGGCGUUCUCGCGCCGGGGCUAUAUAGAGCCCCGAGCGGUGCGAACAUGCUCACUUAGCGGGCGCUGCGCGGAGCCCUGGCGUAGGCGCGAGGUAAAGGUUGCAGGUAGGGCUGGGGAGAAGGAGGCGUGGAACAGCGGCAGUGGCGCUCCAAGCAACCACCUCUAAAGACUCCUUCGGUGUUCUAGCUGAAGCAGGCAAGGUGGUCGCAGCGCGCGCCCUUUUAUUAGGGGAGCCCGGCGGUGCGCGAGCGGGUGAGGCAGGACGAAGGGCAAUCCUUUUAUCCGAACUUGCACUUUGCUCCCCUACUUUGCCGACUUCCCGCGUCGACUCGCCGCGUGUGGGCUUGGCUUCUCCUGCAGGGGAGAGGCAAGGUGGCCGUUAGGUAACAGGGCUUGUGCUCGCCGCGCAAAACAACCGCUGAGUCAGAAGCGGGGAGGAGUUGUACUUCUUACGGGUCCGUCCCGGCCAGCCAGGUGUCUUUUUAGAGUGUCCAAAGAGUGAGUGUUUGUGCGAGAGAAACUCUUGCCUGCCUCUCUGAAGAGUGGGAGCCCCUCUCCCGAAUUGCUCGGGGCAAGGCGCGCGAGAACGGGGACUCCCCCUGCUCUGAGCUGGCACGCUGCUUUUGACUUGUCGAGCCGGUGCCCAAGUCCUGUGCAGGGGAACCCAGCGCCCUCACGCCCUCGGUCGCGCCGUCGUCAGACGGGCUCCCCGAAUCCUCCGUGGCUCCUCUGUCGAAGGGAGGCUCGGCAGCCAUGAACAUCAUCUUGGAAUUCUUCGUGGUCACCUUCAAGGUCCUCUGGGCUUUCGUGGUGGCCGCCGCCAAAUGGCUCAUGCGCCCCAAGGAGAAGAGCGUGGCCGGGCAGGUGUGCCUCAUUACCGGCGCCGGCAGCGGGCUGGGCCGGCUCUUCGCUCUGGAGUUCGCCCGCCGCCGAGCGCGUUUGGUCCUGUGGGACAUCAACACGCAGAGCAACGAGGAGACGGCGGGCAUGGUGCGGCACAUCUACCGGGAGAUCUCGGAAGAAGCCGUGGUCGCGGCUCAGAAAGCUGGGCAUGGUGAAGAGGAAGUGCUACCUCCCUACAACUUACAAGUUCAUACAUACACUUGUGAUGUGAGCAACAGAGAGAAUGUGUACAAGACUGCUGAGAGAGUCUGCAAGGAGGUUGGUGAAGUCUCAGUCCUCGUGAACAAUGCUGGUGUUGUUUCUGGCCACCAUCUUCUGGAAUGUCCUGAUGAGCUUAUUGAGAGGACCAUGAUGGUUAACUGCCACGCACAUUUCUGGACUACUAAAGCAUUCCUUCCCAAAAUGCUGGAACUGAACCACGGACACAUUGUCACUGUUGCAAGCUCUCUUGGCCUCUUUAGCACUGCUGGAGUAGAGGAUUAUUGUGCCAGUAAAUUUGGAGCUGUGGGGUUUCACGAGUCCCUGAGCCAUGAACUAAAGGCAGCUGAAAAAGAUGGCAUUAAAACAACACUGGUUUGCCCUUACCUUGUAGAUACAGGAAUGUUCAGAGGCUGCAGAAUUAGAAAAGAAAUAGAGCCAUUCCUUCCACCUUUGAAACCAGAUUACUGUGUAAAGCAAGCUAUGAGAGCUAUACUGACAGAUCAACCAAUGAUUUGCACACCUCGUUUGAUGUAUAUGGUUACCUUCAUGAAAAGCAUCCUACCUUUUGAAGCAGUUGUGUGCAUGUACCGGUUUUUGGGAGCAGACAAGUGUAUGUAUCCUUUCAUUGCUCAACGAAAACAGGCCACAAAUAACAAUGAAGCAAAGAAUGAAAUAUAACAUUUUAUAAAGGACUGUUAUUUGUAACAGAAUUAUUAUCAAAUGCUAGAACUGUAUUCUGGAGUGCACUUGCAUUUAGCAGGAGCAACUGUUAACAUUUUAUCAUGACAUUCUCUUGGAUCCUAUACCUGAAUAGUGAACAGGAAAAACUUUUUUUUUUACAUAUUGUAUGUAGAGUAAUCAGAAUUCCUGAGAACCAUGAGAGGCAAAUUCAUAAAAAGUAGUGACCACCCUUGUUCUUUUGAAACUUUAUUAGAUGUACAGUAAUAUGCUACUCUUUUUAUAGAGAGAAACUUUAUAUGAUUUCUCUUGAGAUGGUCAUGCAAUUAGAUGAUCCAAUUGUUUCAUCGAUUGUUCGUUUUCUUGUGAUGUUUUCAUGGGUUGUCAUUUACAUUAUGUAAUGUAGCAGAGGCAGUGCUUCAAAAGCUCACAGUCUAAACAAUACAUUGUAAUUACUUUUAUUUUUUAAUGUUGCAUAUGUUGAACUUAAAUAUGUUUUCAUUAACAUGAAGUUUGGAAUGCUUUCAGAAUGGAAAGUCAUAAUCCAUACCAUCUCUUUCUGUUACUUAGAUAAGAAUAUAUAGCUUGAAUUUAAAAUCAACCACUAUAAAAGCCAACUUUAAUGGAAUUGGAUGAGCAAAGGAAUAAACAGCUAAAUACUCUUUCUAGACUAUAUAGUGAAAUCCGUUUCCCCAUCAUUGAUUACUGUCCAAUAACCCAUGUUUUUGCUUAAAAUUCAAAAGCAAAUUGAGUUAAGAAAAAAAUAAAUCAUAGUCGUCCUGCCAACUGUCACAUUAAAGAGUUACAUAAACAAAAUGUAUUAUUAGAUGCAACUUGAACAUUAGAAAGACUAAAAUGUUUUUUUAAAUUGCAUUAUAGAGCAGAAAACAUUUUUUACCUUUUUUUGUAAGAACAAUUUUGUGCCUUGAAUUUGGUGAACUGUAUUAGUAGAAUAUUGUAAAGGUGAACUUCUACCUCUAUAUCUAAAUGUAUAUCAUUUGUUUGUAAAUUUGUUUUAAAAAUUGUGACUUUUUUUUUAGAAUGUCAUGUUAAAUACUGACCAACUUUUGUGGUUAUUAAAAUUAUCCACUUGUUCUUUAA